CCGAGAUGGCGAAGAAGAACGGUAACGACAAGACUGCGUAUAUCCUCUUGAAGAGAUGGCUGGACACGGUCAAGUGGCUGAAGAAAACUCAGGAUUACAAGGACCGCAAGUCCAUCUAUUCCACCAAUAUGACCAUCGAUCAGCAGGCAAGAGUCAAUUGUGCAGGGAAGAAGCCACGCAGCGUGUACCAAAGGCUUCCCACUAUGCGCCAGAAGUCCGAGAUGGCGAAGAAGAAUGGUAACGACAAGACUGCGUAUAUCCUCUUGAAGAGAUGGCUGGACACGGUCAAGUGGCUGAAGAAAACUCAGGAUUACAAGGACGCAAGUCCAUCUAUUCCACCAACAUGACCGUCGAUCAGAUAAAUGAAGUGAAAAACAUACUUGCAGACUUGAGGCAAAAGUUAGAGAUACGCUAUGAGCAUAGUUCCAGGAAGCACAACGACGCGGUGGAGAAAAUGGAGGUGGACACGGACGGUGUGGAUACGGCAAAGGCCUAUGCGCCGAGUAGCGAUGUUAGCUUGAAAUUACCAGAGACACCGACUGACGAUCCUCUGUACGGCGACAGCGACAAUUUUAUAUCGUGCAAUCAAUUGUAUUCUUUAUCGCAAAAAAAUAACAGCAGAUAUUUGAUCAUCGACGUCAGGCAGAAGGCUCAUUAUGACGGAUCCAAAAUUACGUUCGACAAGUGCAUCAACAUUCCACAAUCGGAAAUUAAACCAGGUUUCGCAGUGGAGACUGUUAAACUGAAGAAUUCCAAGGGAAGCAUCAGAGGAGCAAAAAGACCUCUCGACGUUGCGAUUUGUUUUAUAAUGGAGCAAGUAAAGAGAGACGCACCAAGCAAGAUACAAAAAUGCGACAGCCCUUUAACAAACGGUCCUUUAGGCCACGGGACCCCGAUGAAACGAACUGAAACUUCGAGAUACGCAGCAUAUCAGAACGGUACGCGCUUCACCGUUCUGCCGAGUCACAUCACUCCACCGUCUGGAUUAAAGAACUUUAUUAUCAGAAAUCCGUUUGAACCCGACUUGAAUAAGUUACAUCAAUCUAUGAUCAGUCCGACUGUAUUCACAAAGAACCCAGGAUCAUCGCAACAGUCACCAGGCUUCACGUGGACCAUAGACGAGUUAGCACAUAUACAACCAGCGAAGAUUGAAGAAUUUCCUACGCAGCAAAUAUAUUCUCCAGAUCCGGAAGUAGAGGUGAAAGCUCAGGCAGCUAUAGAUCGGUUCUUCCAGCAGAAUCAGAUAAUUCCCAGCCCGUGGGAGAUUAGAGAACAGAAAAAUAAGUCGUCCAUACCCAUGGAUACUCCUAACAGGCCUUUGGAAUUAAAUUCUACUAAAGAAGUAAAACCAAGAAAGGAUGUGUGGUGCCAAACGGUUUUAUCAUUGCCUGUGGCUCUACCGCAAGAUGUUGAGGAGGUCUUGAAGCCUUAUUUCACAUUCACUCAGGACCAAAGUGCAGAUAACGACGAUGCUAAUUCAAGUAAUAAUUCACUGAGAAGGAAGUUAUUUUUUAAUUACGAGUGUACUGCUGAUGAUGAUAAUGAUAGUACCAAAUCUUUAUCACCAGUUAAAAUGAGUGAAUCCAUGAUAUUGUGUCAUAGCCCGCCUCAGAGUGCCAUGUUUGUUCACGGUACACCACUAAAGCGGUUGCCGCAAGCUAGACGACAGAGUACCGGAUCUUCUGUAGUCAAAAUUGAAAACUUAUCAUCACCGGACAUGUCACCAAUACGUAAUACUAAAAAUGAUAUGUCAUACAAAAGAGAUGAACUCUAUACUUGUUUGGCCACUCGGCUGGACUCCGCAAUGGAUAUGAGCAUAGACAAUAUAAUUAUGGAGAAAAGUUCCAAUGCAAUCAAUAAUUCCAAUUUUAUAGCUUUUGAUGAAAAUGACAUGCAGUGUACUGAAGGCAAUCAAGACGAUCGUAAAUUAAUUUUAAAUAAUAGCGAGAUGAAUUUAUGUGAUUCUAUUAACAUGGAGGCAUCAAAAUACGCAAGUUCGGCUAAGAAUCAUUGUGACGAUAGCCCAAAAAUUAUAACCGAAAUGGGAAACUCCAUGCAUAGAAAUCAUAAACAGAGUAACGCGAUAUCCGAAACAUUGGAUCAACAAAGCAUAUCAAAUUCAGUUCAAGACACGGGUUAUCAAACUUACAGCACAAGCAACAUGACACAUACAGUAGAGAGUUACAGUAAUAUUUCGAAAUAUCGUACAUGAUGGCAAUAUUGUUGAUUCUACGACAUUUUAAUGAAGAAAAAGAAUGUAGAAAAAAAUAUAUUCUUGCACUUUUUAGUUUUAGCCUUUUUAACAGUAUGAUGAAUAUUAUGUGCUCCAUGUAUAUGUUAGUUUAAUUAUAGUAUUAAAAUAUAUCAUGUAUAUACAUGUAUUCGUAUGGAGAAAAAGUGAUGCUGGAUGAAUAACCAACUCGCUUUAUAAGUUUCUUCAUCGAUUUCAUUAGAUAAAAUUUUCUUGUGGUUACAGCCUAAAAUAUUAAAUAUACUCAAGAUAUAUAUAAGCAAGGUCAAAAACUUAACAAACAUUUUACAGCAUGAUUCAUCUAAAAUGAGAUAAUAAUAAUAAUAAUAAUAUUAAUAAUGGUAUAUGUAUAUAUAUAUAAUUAUAAUAUUACAUAUUACGCCAACAAAAUUCUUAUACAUUCUGUAGAUAUAUAUAUGCGUAUAUAUAAAUUAUAACAUAUCUGAUCUUCCAAACUCAAAGGAUUCUGCAUUUGGCACGAUGUCAUGUAAUGGAAGCAAACCAAACACAUUAUGUCUUUUGAUUGUCCCUGGCUAGUUACAACGACACGCCGUAAUCUGCUUUGCUCCUUUACUUUGUGUUUUUGGUGUCCGUCGUAUGACUUUGCUUGUCAGCCGGUUGUAAUAAUAUUAAGCUCCGCAUUAAAAUGGUAACUCGAAACAGAUAAUUGUUUUUAUACAUAGCACCAUCGCAUGCAUUGGAUCGGCGCUACACAUUAAGAAUAUAUGAUUUUAAUAUAUUUAUAUAUAUAUAUAUCCUUUUUUAUACAUAACGUAAUUAUAGAAUAACAGUCUAUCGCUUCAUUGCCCUGACUCCGCGAUUAACGCAUUGCACAUAAGCCCCACACUCCUACAAGAACCGGCUGACUAGAGUAUUUCGCUCAAUGUCAGGAUUUACUGGUGUAUUGCUUUAUAUUAUGUGACUAAUCGAUUUAACCUACACUUUAGCCUAUCGAUUAGCUACACGUAUUAUGAUGAUGGAUAGCAAUCCCUCCCCCAUCUCCGAUAGUUGAUUAAUUUAGAAUUAACUACAUGUGGAAGAACAGAUCUUCAGUCGUAGCAAACAAGAGCUAGACUAAGAGAAUGUUAACAAAUCGUGAAGCUAUAACAUUAAUUUCCAUUAUCAAUUUAAAGACACCAGCUUGUUUUCACUCAAUAUCAAGAUAAAGUGUUUGAGGUGUGAGCAAGAAUGCCAAUUAAUUAGUAUUUAUAUUUAUACACAACUCUUUCGCUAAGCAACAUAAUAUAUAAAAUUCUAAAACUUCGGAUACACUGAAGUAUAACAAUGAUAUCGCAUUGAUUUUUGCAAUAUAAUAUCACAGAUAAUAGUUAGAAAAUAAAAUUUGAAGACAAAAAAUAUUCGAUCGUUUGUAGUAAUGUAAAUCCUGUAUAUGUUAUACAAUGUUGAGCGGAAUAUGCAACGUAAUAUAUAUAUCGAAAAAAAUUAUUUUAAAUGAAGGAAGGGACAAUAAGUUUUAGAGAUCCAAUUUUUUCCAUUUUUUCCGAUCCUUUAAAUAAUAUCGCAAUCGAAUUAUGCUUAUUAAAUAGAUUCAACAUUAUCGUGUAUUGAGCACAUGGCAUUCUUUCUUGCACCUUCAGAUUGAACUUUUCUGGUGUAGCUGACUAGCUACAAUCACAUUAAAUAUUUGAUGUAGCGCAUCCUGUCAAAGUCCAUAAUGCAAAUCGUAUAAUCGUAUUCUUAGAUUCUUAAGUAUAUCACCUGAUGUGUCUAAAUUAUUGAGACUUUCAAGUUAUCGAUAUUGUGUCACAACUAAUGCAACAUUUCAUAAUUGCAUAUGUAUAGAAACAGAAUUACACAGUUGAAUAGUUGGUGAAAACAUCUUAAAUUUAUGAUAUUGGUUCGAUCCUACAUGUAAAAGUGCAUAUAAUGCUGUGAAGCUAGUAUUCUCGUUCUAUGAUGUUGACUUUUCGACAGAUAUCAAAGAGUGUUAUGAUAAUGAUGAGUAACCCCCCCUGGGGGUUGAAAAUGACAAAUAAAAU
Molecule: messenger RNA, 4251 nt
Organism: Ooceraea biroi (clonal raider ant)
Lineage: Eukaryota; Metazoa; Arthropoda; Insecta; Hymenoptera; Formicidae
Gene: bora
Product: aurora kinase A activator-like protein bora
Biological process (GO): regulation of mitotic nuclear division; activation of protein kinase activity; regulation of mitotic spindle organization
Cellular component (GO): nucleus; cytoplasm
Molecular function (GO): protein kinase binding
Source: RefSeq, a predicted model, not a curated record